This is a messenger RNA of Caenorhabditis elegans, 1096 nucleotides long. RefSeq names its product Octanoyl-[acyl-carrier-protein]:protein N-octanoyltransferase LIPT2, mitochondrial (gene lpl-1). The transcript is spliced from 4 exons. Gene Ontology annotation, cellular component: mitochondrion. Lineage: Eukaryota; Metazoa; Nematoda; Chromadorea; Rhabditida; Rhabditidae. The record is from RefSeq and is marked reviewed. Gene Ontology annotation, biological process: protein lipoylation. Gene Ontology annotation, molecular function: lipoyl(octanoyl) transferase activity. Bases 58 to 810 code for a protein of 250 amino acids.
CAGAACUCGCGAAGAACGCCUCCGCAACGUGGCUGCUCCAAUUCCACGUCGUAAAUAAUGCGUCUCUCCUCACUACUUCGUCAAAAAUCAACAGUAAAUGCUAUCGAUUUGGGUCAGAUCUCGUAUGGUGCCGCAUUGAAAGAACAACAAAAAUAUGUAGAUUUGGUUAAAGCGAAUAAAUCUGAAACACAUUCUUUAAAUUUUAUAUUGGCUCUCGAACACACACCGGUUUAUACAGUGGGCAUUCGAAGUAAAGGUUAUACAAAAGAAGAAGAGACAAGGUUGAUGAGACUUGGUGCAGAAUUUCAUAGAACAUCUCGUGGAGGGCUCAUCACUUUUCAUGGACCUGGGCAACUUGUUCUAUAUCCAAUUUGCGAUGUUCGCAGAAUUUCAAUCAAGCAACUAGGUGUUAGGCAUUUUGUGGACAAGUUAGAGCAAACGAUUAUAGAUGCAGCGACAGAGGGAUUUGGAAUCAAAAAUGUUGGCCGAACUGCGAAUACAGGUGUAUGGGUAUCCAAUGAACGUAAACUCGCUGCAAUUGGAAUUGCUGUCUCUGGUGGAGUAUCGUAUCACGGGAUCGCAAUAAAUUGUAACACUGACCUUAGAUGGUUCGAUAAUAUUGUUGGAUGUGGUAUCGAAGGAGUCUCCACUACUUCCUUAUCCCAGGAAACAUCCCGAAAUGUGACCGUUUCUGAUGCUCGUCCUAUUCUUCUGAACGCUUUUGCCAAUAACUUUGAAUGCCUUCUCAAUGAACCCAAUGAUUAUUCGACAUGUUCCAAUUUAAAAAUUACGAAUGUUGUUUCUAGUUAACUUCAUCUCCUUCCAUUAGUUUUUAGUUUUUAGUUCUAGAUUUUUCAAUUUUUAUUAGAAUUUUAUAGAAAUUACCAAAUCGCCAUUGUUCUUUGUUCAUUUAAUUGUUUGUACUCCCUACUCAAUUCGCUACUCAAAUUUUGGUCGUUGUUGUUCCCAAUUGUCACCCUAAAAAUGCAAUUUUUGAAACAUUUGUCCAUAUUGUCCCAAGAGACUUCCUAAUGAGAAGGGCGAAUGCGACGAAGACGAAGAAAAAGAAGGAGAAUAGAGCGACGUGUUUAUUUGA